AUGACUGAACCCAGGGACGCCAAGACUGAUAGAGAGUGCCAAUGCCAGGCGUCUCCAUGGUUUCUGGCUGAGAAGGCCCCAGUAGAUAUCAGCCCAAUGUCCUUCAGCCGUGGGGAGCUCAACACCUCAAAGACAAAGGAGCUGGUCAUUGACUUCGGGAAGUCCAGACCAAGACCACAACCAGUUCUGAUCGAGGGAGUUGAGGUGGAGGCUGUGGAUUCCUACAGGUACCUCGGGCUGUGGCUGGACAGCAAACUGGACUGGACAACCCCACACCAACCACCUCGUCCUCUUUUACACCGUGGUGUGCUGGGGGGCAGCACAUCCAAGAAGGACACAUCCAGGCUGGACAAACUGAUCAGGCGGGCCGGCUCUGUGGUUGGCAUGAAGCUGGACUCUCUGGUGACGGUGGCAGAGAAGAGAACACUGGACAAACUGCUGGACAUUAUGGAUGAUGCCAGUCACCCUCAGCACCCUCAGGUUCAUCAGCAACCAGAGGAGCCUGUUCAGCCAAAGACUGCUCCUUCCCAAUUGAAUGACCAGGUGAAGUUGCUGCACAGCUGCUGGAGUGAACUGUUGCUCCUGGACAUCAUCUCCAGGCAGGUCCUGUGUGGCAAAGAGGGCAGUCUGCUCCCGUUCACUGGGCAGGAGAUGGAGCUGUCUGACAUGGCUUCACAUGCUGGUCUUACCUUGGCCAGCCUCGUCCAGAGAGGGCAGGAGCUGGUUGAGAAGCUCCACAUCCUAAAUGUGGACCGCCAAGAGUUUGCCUGCAUCAAGUUCCUCAUCCUCUUUAACCCAGAUGUGACACCACUCGAAGACCAUCAGUUAAUAGAGAGUGUGCAGGAGCAGGUUGAAGGAGCCCUGCUCGAGUACACACUGUGCACGUCCUCUCACCCUCCUGGACACUUUGCUCAUCUGCUGCUUUGUUUGUCUGAGUUACGCUGUCUCAGCUCCUUCGCCGAAGACUACCUGUAUUGCAAACACCUGAGUGGUGAGGUGCCCUGCAACAACCUGCUCACUGAGAUGCUCCAUGCCAAGCACAGCUGGGCAUGAAGACUCAGAGCCUCUUCAGUAUUCUUCA
This is a messenger RNA of Epinephelus fuscoguttatus (brown-marbled grouper), 1081 nucleotides long. RefSeq names its product nuclear receptor subfamily 5, group A, member 1b (gene nr5a1b). Gene Ontology annotation, molecular function: RNA polymerase II cis-regulatory region sequence-specific DNA binding; nuclear receptor activity. The transcript has 6 exons. Lineage: Eukaryota; Metazoa; Chordata; Actinopteri; Perciformes; Serranidae. The coding region runs from base 1 to 1053 and encodes 350 amino acids. Gene Ontology annotation, cellular component: RNA polymerase II transcription regulator complex. The record is from RefSeq and is a predicted model, not a curated record. Gene Ontology annotation, biological process: tissue development; hormone-mediated signaling pathway; regulation of transcription by RNA polymerase II.